Molecule: messenger RNA, 5452 nt
Organism: Boleophthalmus pectinirostris (great blue-spotted mudskipper)
Lineage: Eukaryota; Metazoa; Chordata; Actinopteri; Gobiiformes; Gobiidae
Gene: clocka
Product: clock circadian regulator a
Biological process (GO): regulation of transcription by RNA polymerase II; circadian regulation of gene expression
Cellular component (GO): cytoplasm; CLOCK-BMAL transcription complex; nucleus
Molecular function (GO): DNA-binding transcription factor activity, RNA polymerase II-specific; E-box binding; protein dimerization activity
Source: RefSeq, a predicted model, not a curated record
UGUUUCAGACUGGCGAAAGGCCCGCUGACCCACAUUCUUAUCUAAUACUGCAUGUUAGCUAGCUCCGGCUAAAAGUGGGUUGACAGACGGACUCUGUUGUUGCGGACAAGUUACAUACGCUGUGUGAUAAUAUAAAGUUUACUCCAGAAAAAUGACGGAGCGUUAUUUGUCACCGGCACAGGCACACUGACAGCGCCUGUCACUGAUCGCAGUGCAUGUCUUGGUGAAAUGAGUGUUUACUGAUGCUAGUAGCUGCUAGCUUUAAAGGAAUCACUGCUGCUUUUGCCGGCCGGCUUCUUCAGCUCCGCCGUGGGCACAGACUGCCGUGCGCGCCACAGCUGAAGGUUGCUGCUACUCUGUACCUGACCCACAAAGUUGAAAAGAAGAUUGCUGCUUCUUCGAAAACCUUUUGGAAAAACCUUUAGCCUCUGAGAUACAUUUGGUGAGUCAGAUUCAAGACGCACAGAUUUCAGCCACUCCUCCUCCUCUCACUGGACUGGCAGCAGCAAGUCAGUAAAGUUUCACAAAUGUCUACCUCAAGAUUAAAAGACCUCUCUCGAACACUACAACGGUGAACAGGUUACAAAAUGACCUCCAGCAUUGACCAGGAUGACAGUAUCUUUGGGUUAAUGGAAGAAGAUGAGAAGGACAAAGCAAAACGUGUGUCCAGGAAUAAGUCGGAGAAGAAACGGCGAGACCAGUUCAAUGUCCUCAUCAAAGAGCUGGGCACCAUGCUGCCGGGGAACACCCGAAAGAUGGACAAGUCCACCAUUUUACAGAAGAGCAUCGACUUUCUGCAUAAACACAAAGAAAUUGCUGCACAGUCCGAGUCUACAGAGAUCAGACAGGAUUGGAAGCCUCUAUUUCUUAGUAAUGAAGAAUUCACCCAGCUGAUGUUAGAGGCUUUAGAUGGCUUUUUCUUGGCGAUCAUGACUGAUGGGAAUAUUAUCUACGUGUCUGAAAGUGUGACGUCACUACUGGAGCACUUACCUUCUGAUCUUGUGGAUCAGAACCUGUUGAACUUCCUGCCCGCUGGCGAGCAUUCAGAAGUGUACAAGGCUCUGUCCUCUCACAUCAUGGAGGGGGAGACGCUGACGCCUGAGUACAUGAAAUCAAAAAAUCAAUUAGAGUUUUGUUGCCACAUGCUCAGAGGGACAAUCGACCCCAAAGAGCCCCCAGUGUAUGAAUAUGUAAAGUUUAUUGGAAACUUUAAGUCCCUUAAUAAUGUGCCUAACUGUAACCGCAACAGCUUUGAUGGAGUGAUCCAGAGAUCGCUCCACUCUGCCUUUGAAGACAGGGUCUGUUUUGUCGCCACGGUGAGGCUGGCCAAACCACAGUUUAUCAAGGAAAUGUGCACUGUAGAAGAACCCAAUGAGGAGUUUACCUCCAGACACAGUUUGGAGUGGAAAUUUCUUUUUCUGGACCACAGAGCUCCACCUAUCAUUGGAUAUCUGCCUUUUGAGGUGCUUGGCACGUCAGGGUAUGACUACUAUCAUGUAGACGUAGAGACACUGGCCAAAUGCCACGAACACUUGAUGCAGUAUGGGAAGGGAAAAUCCUGCUACUACAGGUUUCUGACCAAAGGGCAGCAGUGGAUCUGGCUCCAGACACACUAUUAUAUCACAUACCAUCAGUGGAACUCCAGACCAGAGUUUAUCGUUUGCACACACACAGUCGUGAGUUACGCUGAAGUCCGAGCAGAGCAGCGUCGGGAGCUGGGAAUAGAAGAAUCUCCACCUGAGAUCACUGCCGACAAGUCCCAGGACUCUGGCUCAGAGUCUCAAAUCAACACAUCGAGUCUCAAAGAGGUUCUGGAGCGAUUCGACCACAGCAGGACACCCUCCGCCUCGUCACGCAGCUCCAGGAAGUCCUCACACACGGCUCUCUCAGAUCCCACCUCCUCUCAGAUGAAGGCGCAGGGCGAGCGCAGCACACCGGGUCGCCAGUCCGUCUCUGCCGUGGAGAUGACAUCACAGCGCAGAUCGUCUAUCAGCAGCCAGCAGUCCAUGAGCUCACAGAACACAGGGCAGAACAUGACCACGACCAUGGUCUCACAGCAACCAGCACAACCUCAACUACAACAGGUGCAGACCAGUGUACAGUCAAUGGUGCAGUUCUCAAACCAGUUAGAAGCCAUGCAUCACCUGAAGGAGCAGCUGGAGCAGAGGACGCGGAUGAUUGAGGCAAACAUCCAGAGACAACAGGAUGAGCUGAGACAAAUCCAAGACGAGCUACAGAGGGUCCAAGGACAGAGUCUGCAGAUGUUCUUACAGAAGGGAAAUGGAGGCCUCACUUCUGUCCCAAUGUCCCAGAAUACCGUGCAGCAGGGAGGAGCUCUGAACAUGCAGGUCCCUGUGUCGUCUGGGACUCUUCAGAACAACAUACAGCAACAGCAACAGCAGCAGCAGCAACAGCAACAGCAACAGCAGCAGCAGCAACAGCAACAGCAACAGCAACAGCAGCAGCAACAACUCUCAGUCCAACCCCAAACGCAGCAACAAGCUUUAACACAGGUGUCAACAAACUUCAUGUACCUACAAGUGCCGCCUCAGCGACCGUCCCUGCCUUUACCUCCUCAACAGAACUCUCUCUCUGCUCCACUCUACAACACCAUGAUGAUUCCUCAACAGAGUCCCGCUAACGUGGUCCAGAUCUCCUCCUGUCUGGGUCAGAACACGGGACCAACCGCAUCAGCUGUAACUACUUUUGCACAAGACCGGGCUGCUCAGAUAAGGUUUCCAACGGCCCCACAGCUGCUGACAAAACUAGUGGCAGGGCAGAUGGCGUGUGGAGCGGUGAUGGUGCCCACUACCAUGUUCAUGGGACAGGUGGUGACAGCUUUCUCCCCUCAGCAGGGACAAGCCCAAACCAUCAGCAUCUCCCAGCAGCAGCCCGAGCAGGUUCAACAGUCCCAAGUCCAGCCCAUUCAGCCAGGACAGGGAGGACUGGGACAGCAGCAAGCACAGUUCCUCCAGGCUCCUCGGCUUCUUCAUGGAAACCAGUCAACUCAAUUGAUCCUUCAGGCUUUCCCUCUGCAGCAGCAAAGCACUUUCAGCAGCCAGGGCCAGCAGCAGCAGCACCAACAGAAGCAGAUACAGACGCAAAAACAAACAGGCCCUCACCGAACAGACAGCCUCUCGGACCGGGCCACUGCACAGCCUCAGUAGCACCCAUUGGAAAUUGUCUGAUCCUAGAAGAACUGCAGAGGGUAUCCUCCUGGCUCGUCUUAGUUUCACAGUUUGCACUUAUGUCUGAGAUUUGUGUCCCUCCUCUCCAUGAGUUCAGGCUCAUGGAGGGAAUAUAUCCAGACUCAAUGGAGUGGAGCUCGUAUCAAAGACAGUGCAUCAUUUUGUUUUUUACUGUUGUUGUUUUUAAUGAGAAUAUAAUGGGACAAUACAUAUUUUUAAGAAUGUGGUGUAGAUGUAUUGUACAGAUCUUGAUGUGUAUUAUAUAUUCUGUAAAUAUGUUGAAAAGAAGCUAAUAUUUUAUAUGAUGCAUGUAAUGAAAACUGUAAUCCUUUACCUUUUUUUCUAAUGUUCUGUAAAAUGUUUCUUAAGCUCAUUGACUCAUUCAGAGUUCCUUUCUCCACAGGGUGAAGCGGUUUGUGUCUGCGUAGCAGGCAGCGCUGAUUGUUUAUUCCUUGGCCCAUUUUUAACAUUAUUUUAUAAAAUCUUAAACAUAGUCUAUUUUUAAUAUUAUGCAUUUAAAUUUGCACAUUUAAAAGUGCUACAGACUAGAGCUAAACUAUAGCAGAUUUUAAACUGGUAACAGCUUAAGCUUACAGUAAGAUACUGUAUCACACAUGCUGCUGUGUUUAAUCAAAGAACAUUUCACAUAAAAAAAGUAUAUAUAUUUACAUGGCCCAAUUGCAGUAUAUUCCACAUUUAGGUUUUUACUAUAUUGCCAAUCAACUCAUAGACAUAUUAGGCAUCACUUUUAUUCACACACUUUCUCUCACUCUACCUAUUUGUUUUACAAAUAACAAAACAGCUUUAGCUUUAAGCUAAGAUACUUUAAGCUACUUUUUGAUUCAGAGCGCCUUAUGAAGAGCAUGGAAAAAUGGGGAAUGAGAGGAGAUGUUUAUUUUAUUUUUCAAACAGUGGAUUUUGUUCUGUAUUGUGUUAUCUACUAAACUCUGAAUGUCUCAUACCGAUCCUUUUCUCCUGACACCUGAUGCUGUUUGGAUGUUUGGCUCAUUACAUUUAUGCUCUGGUGAAGGCCCUUGGACACAAUAAGGGUUUGUCCACACUAAACCCCACGUGAAGCAGAGCUGUCAGAGCAGGUGGUCUCAGUGCAGGUGUGCUGCACCUGCCCCGGUGUCACUUUCUUAAAUGAUCAUGUUUUUUUCAGUUUGGUGUUCUGUUAGGCUAGUAGGUCUGCAAUGCCAUUUUUCAUCUUGUGGUUUAUUGCUCUGUCCAAUGUGUACAAUCAUCUCUGUGUGACUGAAUAAUAACACAAGUUUCUAAAGCUGCAGUGAAAAGAUUAUUUUAUCAGUUGAUUUGUAUGGAAACUGAAACAUUGACAAUUUUUUUGUUGUAAUGGAAAUUGGUCCAGGCUAUAAACCAAUAACAUGGACAAAACUGGUAGCAAUCUUCAUCUACAAGUACUACAAUUCAGAAAAAAUCCACAAAGAACCAUUUCAGUCUUUCUGAGGUGCAAAUUUUUCUCAUGAUGUUUGUUGUUCCAGAGGUGGGUAUUAGUUUGGGAAGUUUUCAAUUUACUCCUGAGUAAUAUAUUUUACAAUGAGUGAAGGUUAGAUUUUGGUUACUCUUGCACCACUAAUUCAUUUUUUUUAUUUAUUUGUUUUGAUGCAUUAUAAAGCCUUUGAAAAUACGAAAUGUUUGGUCCUUAGAGUUACAAUUAUUUCAUUAUAAAUCAGAUGUUACAUCCUGAGAGGUACAAUUACUUUAAAGUUAUGGUUCCCAAUACCUUUUUACAUUUACUUCUGUUGAGUUUCAUGAUUUCAAAUUAAUAAUAGUCUUGAGUACAAUGAUUGACCAGUCUACCCACCUCUGGAUUGUGCAUGCCCAAUUGCCCAAAGAAGGAAUAUAUUUUCUUGCAUCUCAAAAAAUUGUUAAGCUUCAUGGGCAGUAGUGAAAAUUUUUCUUUGUAUUAUGUACUAGAUAACAAAUCCAAAAUAAACACAGCACUCAAAGUAUAUUGAAAAUAUUUAAAAACAGAAAUAACCUGAAACAAAUAACUUGUGUUAGCACCACCUGCUGUUCAGUGUAGAUAAUAAGAAACAGACUCAAAACAAAAUACAAGUCACCUUGUGAAUACCUAUGCUUUGUGAUAGUGCACUUUAUUUAAAAUACCACUUAAAUGAGUAUGCAAAACAUAUGUUGCCUUGCAUUCAUUUUUGAGCCAAACCAUAACUUAAAAUAUGGCAAAUGAAAAAAAAAAAAACAUUUGCUUUAUUUUGGUUUGAAAAUAAACUUGUUGUUUUCAAAAG